AUGUCAGCAGCCAUUGUUGCAGGUGCCUCCUCUUCCUGCUCUGCUGCCUUCACCAGAAACCCAUCUGCCAAAUCGAAUUCAAACUCACUGGUUCCUCAAUAUCAGAAAACCAAUUUCCAUGGGCUUUCAAUUCAAGAUGCGAAAAGGGAUAUGUUCAAUUCUUUGGUUUAUGAGAGCAAGAGCAGUGGUGGAAAUGUGAGGAAAAGGGGGCUUGAGAUUACAGCCAGAACUGCUGCUGCAAAGAACAUUGAGGUUGAAGUUGACAAGCCGUUGGGAGUGACUUUGGGGCAAAAAUCGGGUGGUGGAGUUGUAAUCACUGGUGUGGAAAAUGGUGGAAAUGCUGCAAAAGCAGGACUCAAAGUUGGGGACCAGGUGCUCUACACCAGCAGCUUCUUUGGCGAUGAACUCUGGCCUGCUGAUAAGCUCGGAUUUACAAAAACUGCCAUUCAGGCAAAGCCUGAUUCUGUUUACUUUGUUGUUAGCAGACCACUUCAGCUAAUUACCGAUGAAAUUGGAACUGGAUCAAGAAGCAGUGGAUCAGCUGCUGACCAGUGA
Molecule: messenger RNA, 555 nt
Organism: Fraxinus pennsylvanica
Lineage: Eukaryota; Viridiplantae; Streptophyta; Magnoliopsida; Lamiales; Oleaceae
Source: the annotation of a GenBank genome assembly